Messenger RNA from Pseudomyrmex gracilis, 1813 nucleotides. It is a transcript of the gene Cdc10, whose product is annotated as cyclin-dependent kinase 10. Gene Ontology annotation, biological process: regulation of mitotic cell cycle; protein phosphorylation. Gene Ontology annotation, cellular component: nucleus. The transcript is spliced from 7 exons. The record is from RefSeq and is a predicted model, not a curated record. The coding region runs from base 293 to 1525 and encodes 410 amino acids. Gene Ontology annotation, molecular function: cyclin-dependent protein serine/threonine kinase activity; ATP binding. Lineage: Eukaryota; Metazoa; Arthropoda; Insecta; Hymenoptera; Formicidae.
UAACUGGCUACAUACCAUCGUAAGAUAGAUUAGAACAAUUUUAAAUAUAAUAUGUAAUAUAAAUAUUUUACAUGAACAUCGAGCUGAGCAGUACAUAGAGGUUUUCAGAAGUGGUUGCUUCGAGGUUUGCUCAUCAUUUUGUUGAUGCACUUCAAUGAUAACCGGCAUUGUUAGGACGUUAUUGGGUAUUGGUAAACGUUAGUUCGGAAAUUCGGAAUUAGCGUUUAAUUAUUACUGAGCAGCAAUUAUUGCUGAGAAUUAGUUAAUUAACUGUAUCAAUUUCGCGAUCAACAUGACAAAAGACGAAAGUUUGGAAAAGAAAUCGAUAGAACGUAAUGAUAGCGAUAAGAAAACAAUCAUGGACUCGGGGCCAGAUCCCUCAGCCCCAAUCACGAGAAAAGGUGUAUUGACAUCUUUUCUAACUGGCAAACCUAUGGAAAUACCAGAACAAGAUAUCCUUGGCAAAUGCAGAUUUGUUUCUGAAUUUGAGAAACUCAAUCGUAUUGGAGAAGGUACUUAUGGGAUUGUAUAUCGAGCAAGAGAUACUAAAAAUGAUAAGGUUGUUGCAUUGAAAAAAGUAAGAAUGGAGCAUGAAAAGGACGGAUUGCCAGUAAGUGGUCUCAGAGAAAUUUCAGUUCUGUUAUCAUGUCGGCAUGAAAACAUAGUACACCUGAGAGAAGUAGUGGUAGGAAAAAGUCUUGAAAGCAUAUUUCUUGCAAUGGAGUAUUGUGAACAAGAUUUAGCAAGUCUGUUAGAUAAUAUGCAGGCACCGUUCUCAGAAAGUCAAGUGAAAUGCAUAGUGCUUCAAGUAUUGAAGGGUCUUCGUUAUUUGCAUCACAAUUUCAUCGUUCACAGAGACUUAAAGGUCUCUAAUCUUCUUAUGACUGACAAAGGUUGUGUAAAAAUUGCCGAUUUUGGACUAGCUAGGUGGUUUGGUUUGCCAUUAAAACCAAUGACUCCUAGAGUGGUCACAUUGUGGUAUAGAGCACCAGAAUUAUUACUGCAAGCAAAAACACAAACCACUUCUGUAGAUAUGUGGGCAGCUGGAUGUAUACUAGGCGAAUUACUGGGUCAUAAACCUUUAUUACCUGGCAGAUCAGAAAUCGCACAAUUAGAAUUAAUUGUCGAUUUACUGGGUACACCCAGCGAAGCCAUUUGGCCGGAAUUUAAUUCAUUACCAGCGUUAAAGAAUUUCACACUCAAACAGCAACCUUACAAUAACUUGAAACAAAGAUUUCCUUGGUUAAGUGCAGCAGGUCUUAGGUUAUUGAAUUUUUUAUUCAUGUACGAUCCCAAGAAAAGAGCAACUGCUGAAGAAUGUUUACAAAGUAGUUACUUCAAAGAAGCACCUUUACCUUGCGAUCCGAAACUUAUGCCUACGUUCCCGCAACAUAGGAAUAUGAAAAAGACGGCCGCGCAGAAAGAAGUCCGUGAUCAAGAACCUAUUGUUACCGAUCAAACCAACAAUCUACCAGCAAUUUCGGAUCUUCUUGGAUCGUUAGUUAAGAAAAGACGAGUCGAGUAAAGAAAAGCCAAUCUGAUAAACGAUUUAACAUCGACAUUUUUGAAGAAAAAGAUCACUUUUUCUCAUGAUAAUGUAUGUAUACUUAUUCUGUUAAUACAUCUUUUUAUAUAAAAAUAUACAUAUAUAUACGUUCUUACAGAUGUAUUUGGAAGCAAAUAAAAUAAAAUAAUUGUCACUCUUAGUAUGUUUAUGAAAAAUACUGGUUUUUUACUGGAUAAAAAUUUACUAAAUUUUGCAUGAGUGUAAAUUUUCUCUUCAAUGAUCAAUAUAUUUUAUAUAUUAAAACAC